AUGUCAUUGAGAACUUUGGGAUUGAAGUCAACUUUCAGUCGUCUUUUCACUAGGCAUUCGGAGUUGGCGAAGCCCGUUGACACAAUUUUGGACUUCAGAAAUGAACCAGAACGUUCUUUGGACAUGAUCAUGACAAGGUGCGAUAAAGAAAUGGGAGGGUUUUCCACAGUCAAUUUUGAUAUCGAUCCUGUAACCCAUACUGGGCACUUUCAUGGCUAUUUGAGUUUGGAUUUACCUAAAGACAAACCAGAAGUCACUCGAUCUGGCUAUGCUAUGUUCAGGACAAAGGACCAGAAAGAAUCUUGGUUAUCUGGUGAUAGCUACUGGGAUUGGUCCAAUUUAUCGUCGUUAGUCAUGAGGGUGAAAGGAGAUCGUCGGAAAUAUUUAGUUAACAUUCAAGCCAAUACUCCAUUGGUUACAGAUUUAUUUCAACACAGACUUUUCUUGAGCCAUCCAGGGGAGUGGGAGACAGUUGUCAUUCCUUUAAAUGAUUUUGUGAUGACUAACUGGGGGGUGAUUCAAGAUGGAAGUGAACUUAACAAGUCUGAAAUAAAGACUCUCGGAGUUGGCUUGUUGGAUAAGCAGUACGGCCCUUACUCUCUUAACGUUGACUGGAUCAAAGUUAUGACUGGAGCAGAGGUUGAAAAAGAGACUCAAAGAUCCAGAGCUGAAAGACUUUUAAUUCAUACACCUCCACCGGCUACAGAAAAUGGCGGUGUAGAUUCAAACUCUUCCUUCGGUCAUGGCGCUGCUCUCCACUCCAAGAGGCAACCUGAAGACCCCAAUGGUAAAGUAAUUUAA
This is a messenger RNA of Priceomyces carsonii, 801 nucleotides long. RefSeq lists its product as uncharacterized. The transcript has a single exon. Gene Ontology annotation, biological process: mitochondrial electron transport, NADH to ubiquinone; NADH dehydrogenase complex assembly. The record is from RefSeq and is a predicted model, not a curated record. The coding region runs from base 1 to 801 and encodes 266 amino acids. Lineage: Eukaryota; Fungi; Ascomycota; Pichiomycetes; Serinales; Debaryomycetaceae. Gene Ontology annotation, cellular component: mitochondrion.